CCCGAUCCCGAGCCCGAGGGGAGCCGAGGUGACAGCGCCGGCCACCGCGGGUGGCGGCGGCGAGGAUGGACCCGAGGCUGGGACGACGGCGGUCUUCCUCGGAGAUUGUCACAGAAGGAAAAAAGAAAAAGUCGUCAUCUGAUUUACAUAAGAUAAGAAAGAAAUUAAAUGUAAAACCAGAAGAUGUUCAUAUUCAGUCAUCCCUGCCCAAAUUCAGAAGUUCAGAAUGCUGGGAUCUCCCUUUUCAGGGGUGGGAAAGAAACCUAAGAAAUAAAGUCAUCUCUCUAGACCGUAAAAAUAAAAAAGAUGUUUGUGGACGUCAUGUCACUUCAAAGACAUCACCAGAAAGGCAUCUGAAAGUUAUGUUGACGAAUGUCCUAUGGACGGAUUUAGGACGAAAAUUCAAAAAGACCUUACCUAGAAAUGAUGCUAAUUUAUGUGAUACCAACAAGGUGCAGUCAGACUCCUUGCCUUCGACAUCUGUUGACAGCAUAGAGGCAUGUCACAAUUUAGAUCCUCCUCACCAGAGCGUUAACUUAUCUGAAAGGAUACCCAGAGUUAUACUGACGAAUGUCCUGGGAACGGAGCUAGGAAGAAAGUACAUAAAGAGCCCGCCUGUGUCUGAGGCCACUUGGUGUGACCCAGACAACUUGCAAUCGGAGCCGCUUUGUUCAUCACCCAAUGGCAGCCUAAAAUCUUGUCAAAAUGCAAAUCCUCAUAAGAGAUGUUUUUUACCUGAAAGGGGUUCAAAACCAAGCAAGACAGUAGAUAAAGUUUCUGCAAAACAAGCUGCACCUUCUAAAGAAAAGCAAAGAGAUGGUGAUGAUGUUUCUCUUGUGAUGUGUGAUAUUCAGCCUGAAGAUCUUAACAGUGCAAAAAGAGGUUGUGAUUUUCUUGAAGAGGGAAGCAGAAACAAGGAUGUUUCAUAUUCUGAUUCAAAAACGGAACACACUUCGAUUUCCAGGAAGACAAAGAAAAGGGUUAGAAGUAAUUUACCCGAUUCUCAUAUUUCUACUUCUUCCUUGGAUAAGUCAGUAGAGCAUGAAAAAGAGCAAGAAAAUAACCCAAUAUUCUCCACUAAGUCUGAACAACCAAGUGAAAACUAUCAGGAGAACCCAACACUUCUUGAACAAGUUACACCUGAACCUCUAGGAAGUGAUUUUCCUAAGCUAUCCUCCCUUGAUACUCAGGAGGUGGGUCUUAGUGCUGUCUCCAGAAGUGCCUGUGCCCAUUCCGCCACCAAAAUCACAGAGAGUACUGUUUCCAUUGAUGCCAUGGAGAAUUCUUCCCUGGUUGCGCAGGGAAACGAUGAGUUGAAUAUAACAGAAAAGACUCUUAUAGAAGGAAACAGUGAAGAGAACCAAAUUUUGCUCUCAGCUGAACCAAUUGUUGUUUCCAGUGAUGAGGAAGGACCAAUAGAACAUAAGAGUUCAGGAAUUCUUAAAUUACGACCUCAUCAAGACGAUGAUAUGGCUCAUGAAAAUAAGGCUACUUCUGAAUUGCAGUUGUCAGAACUACCAGUGGUCACUUGUGAAUCUGUACAGGCAUCACCUGAAUUAUGUCCUUGUAAUCCAGUCAUGGAAAACAUUUCCUGUGUUUUGCCUAAUAAUGAGAUGGAUCUGCAGCUGGACUUUAUAUUUACUUCGGUGUAUAUUGGUAAAAUAAAAGGAGCUUCUAAAGGUUGUGUUACAUUCACAACAAAAUAUAUUAAAAUCCCAUUUCAAGUAUCCCUGAAUGAAAUUUCAUUGUCAGUAGACACCAAACAUUUAAAGAGGUUUGGGUUAUGGAAAAGUAAGGAUGAUGAUCACAGUAAAAGGAGCCAUGCCAUCCUUUUUCUCUGGGUCUCUUCAGAUUAUCUUCAAGAGAUUCAGACUCAACUAGAAAACUAUAUGUUGAGCCAGAAAUCAAAAUCCAGUGAAUUCAUUUUCCUUGAGCUAAACAAUUCCAUCUCACAAAGAGAAGAGUUGAAAUUGAAAGAUAUUAUGAUGAAAAUAAGUACAACCAAUGGAGAAUUAGAACUCUCUUGUCCAUUGUCAUGGAUUCAGGCAUUUCCUUUGUUUCAGAAUCUCUCUUCAAAAGAAAGCUCUUUUAUUCACUAUUACUGUGCUUCGACUUGUUCUUUCCCUGUUUCUGCUGAUACAGAAAUGAAGAUGAAAUCACUCUCUCAGCUCACAAAUUCAAAUGCAGUCAAGCCUACUUACACCUUUCUACAGAAACAAACUAGUGGUUGCUACUCGCUUUCUAUUACUUCAAAUCCAGAUGAAGAAUGGAGAGAAGUCAGGCACACUGGACCUGUUCAAAAGUUAAUUGUAUAUCCUCCACCACCUACUAAAGGGGGAUUAGGAGUAACUAAUGAAGAUCUGGAAUGUUUAGAAGAAGGAGAAUUUCUUAAUGAUGUGAUUAUUGAUUUUUACCUUAAGUAUCUUCUACUAGAGAAAGCAUCAGAUGAACUUGUUGAGAGAAGUCACAUUUUUAGUAGCUUUUUCUAUAAAUGCUUGACAAGAAAGGAGAAUAAUUUAAUAGAAGACAAUCCAGAUCUUUCAAUGGCCCAAAGAAGACAUAAAAGAGUAAAAACAUGGACUCGUCACAUCAACAUUUUUAAUAAAGAUUACAUUUUUGUACCUGUAAAUGAGUCGUCUCAUUGGUACCUUGCAGUCAUUUGUUUCCCUUGGUUGGAAGAAGUAGUGUAUGAAGACUUUCCACAGACAGCAUCUCAGCAGUUCCAUGAUCAGCAAUCUCAACAUGGCAGCAAAGCAAUAGAGAAUGAUCUAUGUACCACCUCAACACAGUCCUUGAGUACAGAGGAUUUCCAGAAUACUGAGAUGAAUACAUCAGUACCAAAGAAAAUGUGUAAAAGGCCAUGUAUUCUCAUACUAGACUCCUUGAAAGCUGCUUCUAUACAAAACACAGUUCAGAACUUACGAGAAUAUUUAGAGGUAGAAUGGGAAGUUAAGCGAAAAACUCAUCGUGAAUUCAGCAAAACAAACAUGGUAGACCUGUGCCCUAAAGUUCCUAAACAGGAUAACAGCAGUGAUUGUGGAGUAUAUUUAUUGCAAUAUGUGGAAAGCUUUUUCAAGGAUCCCAUUGUUAACUUCGAGCUUCCAAUUCACUUGGAAAAAUGGUUUCCUCGUCAUGUAAUAAAGACCAAAAGGGAAGAUAUUCGAGAGCUGAUUUUGAAACUUCAUUUACAGCAACAGAAGGGCAACAACAGCUAGUUAAUCUGUACAAGUGUGACACAUGUUCUCUCAGCUUACUGAAAAGCUGCUUACCAGCGUUGUGUUAGCUCACAGAGAAGAUAACGUACAGUAGUUUUAUAAGUCCUGAAAUCAACAUUAUUAAAAUAUAUAAAAUAUCUUAUUAGAAUUAUUGGGCUAACUUAGAUGGAGUGGGGAUGGGAGUGACCCACAUGAACUUAUAAGGUAGAAAUUAAAAUUUCCUAAAUAUUUGAUAUUUUUUCUGAGUAAAUAUGCUUGGAUUAUGCAAUAGUAUGUGUAAUGUGGGAAUGUUUUGUAGGUAAUAACACUUUGUGAUCUGUACUUCCACAUGACUGGGUGUUGAUGGGAGGUGGGUCCUCCCUGGUGCCGGCCCCAGUGCUUGUCACCUUUGUUGACAAGUCUUGUUAUAUUCUAAUUCUAUUCUUUGCAGCUCAAGCAUGCAGUAUGAAUACUGUGUAUUUUUUUUUAGGAACUUAGUAUCAAGGAUUCAGAAAAUGCCAUUUAUGGCAUCCUUUCUGUAUAGUGUACAAAAAUCACAUUAGUAAGAUGAUAAAAAUUCACUCUUUCAAAGUGCAGCUUAUUAUUCUGAGUUGCUAAAUGCAAUGACUCUGCUCUUUUUCCAUUUCUGUUAAUGUCAUAUGUGUUUAUCUGAGAAAUUAGUUCAUUUGUUCAGGUAAAACUUGGAACAAAAAUUUAGCUAUCAAAAAAAAGUUUUAAAAAAUAAUAUAUGUAGCUAUUUAGUUUAUUUGUGGUGUAGCUAUAUAAAUAAUCAUUUCUGUAGUAUCCCAGAAUAUAUGUGUACAAUUUCUUUAAGUGUAAAAGAUAAAUUGGUAUCCUUAUAACUUUAACCAAAAUAAUACCCUCAAUAUUCUAAUAACUUAGAACCAAAUAUAUAAUUUUAUAGUUUAGUUUACCUACCAGUCUAAACCAAGAUUUCUUUUAUGUUUUUAAAUUACAGUUUUUAAAGUCCAUGGUCCCCUAAGUGUUGUAAACCUCUAGCACUUAAUAUUUUAUUAAAUAUUCAGGUAACAGUUUUAUUGACUUCAUGUGAUCAUAGUAGUAUUAUAUAUGAUUAAAUGCUUUAGAGCAUUCUAAGGUUAUCAGAAAAAUUUUGAGAGAGACGUGAUCAUAUUGUGUUUUCUCAUAUGACAAUGUGUUUAAGAAUAUUAUUUUAUUAUUUUAAUUUAAACAUCUUUUAGAUUUACAUUUGUAACUAUGUAAAGAAUCAAAGCAUUUCAUUUAAAAAGUCAUAUGAGUUAAGGUAAUUAAGGUUAUUGGCGAAGCUUCUGUAUCCUCAGCUUUUGUUAAUUUGUUGCCAUCUUUAUAUUACUCCACAUUUAUAUUUUGGAGAUUUCAUGUAAAGAUGGUUAUUAUUUGUGUGUGUUGGGGAGACUUUUUAGGUGACUAUUGUUUUGUACAUCUAAUUUUGGGAAAGCAAGUGUAAGACAUUUUGUGAUUUCUUAACUUUUUUGUUUGUAUGUUUUUCAAAGACACCAUUGUCCUUUUAUCAUGUUUUAGAGAUUGUUAAAAUCCAUUUUCCUAAAUUCAUAUGGAAACAGUGCUUUGA
Messenger RNA from Jaculus jaculus (lesser Egyptian jerboa), 4782 nucleotides. It is a transcript of the gene Senp7, whose product is annotated as SUMO specific peptidase 7. The coding region runs from base 66 to 3215 and encodes 1049 amino acids. The record is from RefSeq and is a predicted model, not a curated record. Lineage: Eukaryota; Metazoa; Chordata; Mammalia; Rodentia; Dipodidae. Gene Ontology annotation, cellular component: nucleus; cytoplasm. The transcript has 24 exons. Gene Ontology annotation, biological process: protein desumoylation. Gene Ontology annotation, molecular function: SUMO-specific endopeptidase activity.